CGCAGGGGGCGUGUCUAACUUCCGCUGCUCUGACCCGAGGACUAGCGGAUCCGGACCGGUUACGACCCGGUUUAAGGUCUCGUCGCAGAAUCAGUCCGGCUCCGAGUUCAAACAUGUCCCGGGUUCUGAUCGUCGGUGCGGGGCUGACAGGCAGCCUCUGCGCAUGUCUGCUGAGGAGAGAGCUGCAGAACAAAGUUCAGAUAGAGGUGUGGGACAAAGCGAGGGGCUCCGGGGGCAGGAUGUCUACCACUCGUCCUCCUGACUCCUCGUCUCACUCAGCUGAUCUCGGAGCCCAGUACAUCACGUCCACGUCUUCUUAUGCUCAGUCGCACCAAAGGUUCUACUCCGAGCUGCUCUCUGCAGGCGUCCUGCAGCCUCUGGACUCUUUGGUUGAAGGACUAAAGCACAGAGACGGGGACGAGAACUACAUGACGCCCCAGGGCAUGAGCAGCGUGGUGAAGCACUUCCUGUCCCAGUCAGGAGCUGACCUGUUCUUGGAGCGCCACGUCACCGGUCUGUACCGCCGUGGUGCAUCAUGGGAGGUGCAGAGGAAGGUAGGAGGCAGUGAGAUGUUUGAUGCUGUCGUCCUGACGAUGCCGGCCCCUCAGAUCCUCCAACUGCAGGGAGACGUGGGACAAAUGCUGUCUGUCUCUCAGAAGCAGCAGUUGGAGGAUGUUGAGUUCUCGUCUCGUUUUGCCGUCGCUCUUUUCUUUCCUCCGGACGUCGUCUUCUCUUUUCCGUGGUCGGCGAGAUACGUUUCAGAUAGCAGCAUCAUCCGCUACAUCGCCGCUGACUCCCGGAAACGCAACGCAGACGUCCUGGGUCGAGGUCCGUCCCUCGUGGUCCACACCAGUGUCCCGUUUGGCCUGAAGCACCUGGAGGAAGACAAGGAGGCCGUCCAGCCAAUCAUCCUACAGGAGCUCCACAAGUUGCUUCCUGGUUUGCCUGAGCCAAUCAGCAUCAAGUGUCAGAAGUGGAGGUACUCCCAGGUGCUGACCUCUGUGCCGGACAGCCCGGGUCACAUGACCCUCCUCCAGAGGCCGCCGCUCCUCUGCGCCGGAGACUCCUUCGUCCACUCCAACUUCUCCGGCUGCGUGGAGUCGGCUCUGAGCGCGCUCAGUGCGCUGAAGGCUUCGCUGUGAUUAUUACGUCAUUGUGUAAUUGUUGCAGUGACAGGCUCUAUAUGAAUAAAUGUCAAUUCGUCAUUG
Gasterosteus aculeatus aculeatus (three-spined stickleback) is the source of this 1208-nucleotide messenger RNA. RefSeq names its product renalase, FAD-dependent amine oxidase (gene rnls). Gene Ontology annotation, cellular component: extracellular region. NCBI's taxonomy places the organism in Eukaryota, Metazoa, Chordata, Actinopteri, Perciformes, Gasterosteidae. The record is from RefSeq and is a predicted model, not a curated record. Gene Ontology annotation, molecular function: oxidoreductase activity, acting on NAD(P)H.